UUACGGCUAACGGCUUACACACAAAAAGAGAGCGUCUGGUGGUCUGGAUGAUCCAAUUCUCCUGUGUUCUUCGUUUCCUGUCCCGUCGUGUACUCGUGUGUGCCAUCUGCCAAGAAGACCCAAGAGUAGGAGGAGGAGGAGGAGCAAAGUAGAGAUGGCGUGCCCUGCGCAGUCCAUGCUCUCCCUCUCCGCCAGCGGCGGCAUCUUCCUGAGGAGCAAGCCUCAGGCGGCCGCGGCCUGCCAUGUGCGUGGGGGCAUCAUCAUCGGCGGUGGCAGCAGCAGGCCGUUCCUGCUCACCUGCAACGCUUCCUCGCCGCCGGCGCCGACGCAGGAGGACCCCGACUGCAACGAGGAGGAGUGCGCCCCGGAGAAGGAGGUCGGGAGCCUGAGCGCCGAGUGGCUGGCCGAGGAGAGGACCCAGGUCGUCGGCACUUUCCCUCCCAAGAAGAGAAAGUGGGGCUACGUCGAGAAGGACACCGCAGGCCAGACCAACAUCUACUCCGUCGAGCCGAUGGUGUACGUGGCCGAGAGCGCCAUCAGCUCCGGCACGGCGGGCACGUCGGCGGAGGGCGCCGAGAACACGGCCGCCAUCGCCGCGGGGCUCGUCCUCAUCACCGUCGCCGCGGCCUCGUCCAUCCUCAUCCAGGUGAACAAGAGCCAGCCUAAGGUGACGCCGGAAGCCGCCUACAACGGCCCGCCGCUCAGCUACUACGUCGCCAAGUUCCAACCGGCGGCGGUGGCGCAGACCCUCGAGGCCCCCGCCCCCGCCGAGGCGGUAGAGGCAGCGGCGCCAGAGGCGACGACGUCCACCGUCGACGCCUCUGCGGCUCCGGAGGCGCAGCAGCUGUCGUCGUGAGCUGGUUCGGUUUUGUCGUCGUGAGCUGAGCCUGUAGUGCAUGAUGAUGGAAGAUAUGUAUACAUGAUACACAUGAGAGCAUUUCGGAAUUGUAUCAAGUUUCAUGUUUAUACAUAUAUAUAUAUAUAUAUACACAUAUUAUAUA
Molecule: messenger RNA, 1001 nt
Organism: Sorghum bicolor (sorghum)
Lineage: Eukaryota; Viridiplantae; Streptophyta; Magnoliopsida; Poales; Poaceae
Exons: 3
Coding region: 155-856 (233 amino acids)
Biological process (GO): regulation of protein complex stability
Cellular component (GO): chloroplast thylakoid membrane
Source: RefSeq, a predicted model, not a curated record